GUCACCAGCAGAAGAGAAAUUUCAAAAGAGACCACACUGUGAAAAGGCAGCCCACAACCACAUCGGCUCUCAGAGGAGAUUGCGCUCCUCAGUGAACGCGUCUGAAGAGUGGCCCUGUGUGUCUGUCCUGCAGGCAUGGAACCAAAGCGGAUCAGGGAGGGUUACCUGGUGAAAAAGGGAAGCCUGUUUAGCACCUGGAAACCCAUGUGGGUUGUGCUGUUAGAAGAUGGAAUUGAGUUUUAUAAGAAGAAAAUCGACAACAGCCCCAAGGGAAUGAUCCCUCUGAAAGGGAGCACUCUCACUAGCCCCUGUCAGGACUUUGGCAAAAGGAUGUUUGUGUUGAAGAUCACUACAACCAAACAGCAAGACCACUUCUUCCAGGCAGCCUUCCUGGAGGAGAGAGAUGCUUGGGUUCGGGACAUCAAGAAGGCCAUUAAAUGUAUUGAAGGAGGCCAGAAGUUUGCAAGAAAAUCCACAAGGCGGUCCAUUCGUCUGCCAGAAACCGUUGACUUGGGGGCGUUGUAUCUGUGCAUGAAAGACCCUGAAAAAGGAAUAAAGGAGCUGAAUUUGGAGAAGGAAAAGAAGGUUUUUAAUCACUGCUUCACAGGUAGCAGUGUCAUAGACUGGCUGAUUUCUAAUAAGUCAGUUCGGAAUCGCCAGGAAGGCCUUAUGAUCUCUGCAUCACUGCUCAGCGAAGGGUACCUGCAGCCCGCUGGCGAUCUCUCUAAGAGUGCAGCAGAUGGGACAGCUGAAAACCCUUUUCUAGACAACCCUGAUGCUUUCUACUUCUUCCCGGACAGUGGGUUCUUCUGCGAAGGGAAUUCCAGUGAUGAAGAUGUGAUUCUGAAGGAAGAAUUCAGAGGGGUUAUCAUCAAGCAGGGAUGCUUACUGAAGCAAGGGCACAGGAGGAAAAACUGGAAAGUGAGAAAGUUCAUUCUAAGAGAAGACCCGGCCUAUCUGCAUUACUAUGACCCUGCUGGGGGUGAAGAUCCCCUGGGAGCGAUUCACUUGAGAGGCUGUGUGGUGACAUCCGUGGAGAGCAAUCACGACGGCAAGAAGAGCGAUGAUGAGAACCUUUUUGAGAUUAUCACAGCAGAUGAAGUUCACUACUACCUGCAGGCAGCCACUCCCAAGGAGCGUACUGAGUGGAUCAAAGCUAUCCAAGUGGCCUCACGGACUGGGAAGUGAGGACACUGAGGAUCAUCAAGGUGAACCUGCCUGACCGAGAUUCUGCAACCAGGAAAACAGAUGGAAUUCAAGGCUUGAUUCUGAAUGUUUAGUUGGCAUUUUGUGUUGUCUUCACUUUCCUCACAAGCUUCCUGGGUGUAUACUUUUAAUCUACUCUUUAUUUAAUAUUUCCUGUAUCAAGAACUCGCCAGUCUUAUAGGGCUGUUCUUCCCCCCAGCAUUCAAAUAAAAUGAUAUCGUGUCUGUA
This is a messenger RNA of Mesocricetus auratus (golden hamster), 1434 nucleotides long. It is a transcript of the gene Plek, whose product is annotated as pleckstrin. Gene Ontology annotation, cellular component: plasma membrane. The coding region runs from base 136 to 1188 and encodes 350 amino acids. Lineage: Eukaryota; Metazoa; Chordata; Mammalia; Rodentia; Cricetidae. The transcript has 10 exons. The record is from RefSeq and is a predicted model, not a curated record. Gene Ontology annotation, biological process: intracellular signal transduction; actin cytoskeleton organization.